Molecule: messenger RNA, 381 nt
Organism: Penicillium concentricum
Lineage: Eukaryota; Fungi; Ascomycota; Eurotiomycetes; Eurotiales; Aspergillaceae
Product: alpha/beta hydrolase
Exons: 1
Coding region: 1-381 (126 amino acids)
Source: RefSeq, a predicted model, not a curated record
AUGAACACCGACCAUCCAACCGGUGGCGUGGACGUGACAUAUGGAAAGGAGGAUGUCCAGUAUCUCUGCUUCUGGAAGCCCAUACCCCCCAACGCCCCGAUUGUUGUCUUUGUUCAUGGUGGGAGUUGGGGAUCAGGGACAUAUUUGGACUCGAUUGGAUUCAAAGUUGAUCAUUUGACCGGCAAGGGCUAUGCCUUUGCCACCGUCAACUAUACACUCAUCCCAUCUGUGACGGUGGAAGAGCAGGUGCAGGAAGUGGCCGACUCGCUGGGUUACCUGGUCAGAAAUGCGACCAGAUUAGACAUUGAUCCCCAGCGAAUCAUUCUGAUGGGACACAGUUCUGGUGCACACGUUAUUACGCUGCUGGGAACUGACAAAUGA